Molecule: messenger RNA, 1741 nt
Organism: Medicago truncatula (barrel medic)
Lineage: Eukaryota; Viridiplantae; Streptophyta; Magnoliopsida; Fabales; Fabaceae
Product: cytochrome P450 736A117
Exons: 2
Coding region: 45-1613 (522 amino acids)
Molecular function (GO): heme binding; iron ion binding; monooxygenase activity
Source: RefSeq, a predicted model, not a curated record
AAGAGAGUGGUUUUUAUCACUCAACAAAAACCAAAGCUUAAGCCAUGUCCACCAUUCUGCCAAGUUCUCUUUCACAUGAAAUCUUCUCUUCAUUCCGUAUGCUUUUCUUCACUAUCUUUCCACUAUUCCUCAUUUCUCUUUUUGUAAUCAUAAAAUAUUGGCAUAAUUCCAACAAUUCUUCUACCACCAAAAAAAACUUACCUCCUUCACCUCCAAGAAUUCCUCUACUUGGUAACCUCCAUCAAUUUGGUUUGUUUCCUUACCGCACACUCCACACUUUAUCUCACAAAUAUGGCCCUUUAAUGCUUCUUUAUUUUGGGAAGGUUCCAGUACUUGUAAUUUCCUCUGCUGAUACAGCAAGAAAAGUAAUGAAAACUCAUGAUUUGGUUUUCUCUGAUAGACCAUAUCGUAAAAUGAAUGACAUACUUUUAUAUGGUUCCAAAGAUAUGGCUAGUUGUGGAUAUGGUGAAUAUUGGAGGCAAUUAAGGAGUCUAAGUUUGUUACACAUCUUAAGUAACAGAAGAGUUCAAUCUUAUCGUCGUGUGAGAGAGGAAGAAACAUUACGAAUGAUGAAACAUAUUAAGGAGUGUUCUUCUGCAUCGCCGUUGAAUUUAAGUGAGUUGUGUGCUACAAUUACUAAUGAUAUAGCAUGCAGGGUGGCACUUGGAAAAACAUACCGUGAAGGAAAAGGUAAGAGAUUUCACAAGUGGUUGUUGGAGUUUGGAGAGUUAUUAGGUACUGUAUGUAUAGGAGAUUAUAUACCAUGGCUUGAUUGGUUGGGAAAAGUAAAUGGUCUUUAUGGCAAGGCAGAAAAAUGUGCAAAAAUUUUGGAUGAUUUUAUAGAACAAGUAAUUGAGGACCACAUUAGUCGUAGAUCUGAUGGAGAUGUUGAGAAUGAGGAGCAUAAUGAUUUUGUGGAUGUUUUACUUUCUGUUCAAAAGACUGAUGCUAUUGGCUUUUCCAUUGAUAAAACUGCAAUCAAGGCUUUGAUACUGGACAUGUUUGCCGCAGGUACUGAUACUACCUACACAGUUCUAGAAUGGGCAAUGACAGAAUUAUUAAGACACCAAACUGUGAUGCAUAAAUUGCAAGAUGAGGUGAGAACUGUGGUUGGCAACAAAACUCAUGUAACUGAAGAUGAUUUGGUUAAUAUGAACUACUUGAAAGCUGUGAUCAAAGAAACUCUUCGCCUCCAUGCACCAGUUCCGUUAUUAGUCCCUCGAAAAUCAAUGGAAGAUAUCAAACUAAAUGGCUAUGACAUUGCAGCUGGUACACAGGUAAUAGUCAAUGCUUGGGCAAUUGCAAGAGAUCCUUCAAGUUGGGAUCAACCUCUAGAGUUUAAACCAGAAAGGUUUAUGAACAGUUCAAUAGAUUAUAAAGGAUUGGAUUUUGAACUUAUUCCAUUUGGAGCAGGAAGGAGAGGUUGUCCUGGAGUGUUGUUUGCUAUUGCUGUCAAUGAAUUGGUGCUAGCAAACCUUGUUCACCAUUUUGAUUGGAAAUUGCCUGAUGGAGUUGCAGUGAAAGAUUUGGACAUGUCUGAAACUGUCGGCAUUACAUGUCAUAGAAAAUAUCCCCUCCUUGCAGUAGCUACCAAAUAUGAUAAAAAUGAAUGAUAUACCAUUUCAAUAGAGUGAAACUAUAGUUUUAUGUAUUAUUUGUGAAUAACUGUUAUUGAACAAUGUAUAUUAAUGUUUGAACUUUGUACAAAUUUAGUUUUAUGUACUAAUAAAUAACUUUGAAA